AUGUCACAACCAUCCCAGACCUAUGUCAAGCCCAGACGCUAUGGAAAGAGCGAAACUGACAAGGAGGAACCAUGGGCAGAGAAGCCCCUCAUGGAGACCAAGAGGGAAUCCAUUUUCACUGUGCCCAGUUUGGAUGGCGCUGCCCAACCAUGCACUCCUCCCACCUUGCUGGUCAAGUCAAGGGAACCCCCUGCCCCCUCAUCUUCGCCGCACGGAACCCAGGACACAGUCUUCAGGAUCAGAGCAGAGAAGAAUGGUGCCCCAGUUCGCAUGUUUCCAGUGUAUUUCGAAGACGAUGGGACACUCUGUUUCCAAGAUGAUGAUGGCCUAGAAUCUGACAACUGGAGAUCUAAAUGGUGCUCAGAACCGCAAAUCUUCCGAAACGUAGAACAUUACAUCCUCAUAGCGAAGCUAGGAAGACCAGAAAAUCAGACAGCAGUAUUUGAGGAGAUGACAGAUCAAGACAAGGAUGAUGAGUCCGGAAUCAGGUUCAUCAUUCACAGUUAUGAGGACACUGUGCCCAGAGCGCAGAGUGUAGCCCUGACCACAAGAAAGGACAACAAAACCUACUGCUUGCGUGCUGAGAAACAAGCAAACGGAGAAAUGCGGGUGGCAUUCCAGGAAAGCAACAUUCCAGAACGCAUUUCAGGAGACACCAGCGGCAUCAUCUUCUUUCAAAUCCCAUUUUCAGAAGGCGACAGCAAAUUCUUCAAAUUUGAGUCCACACUGCAGCGGGGUUACUUCCUUGCCUUUGAGCGAGGCGAGGGCAACCACACCCGGAGACUGAUCAUGAAGAGAGUACUCACAAAAGAUGAAGUGGAUGAAACCAUCAAACUGUGCCCUUCCUCAAACUAG
Euleptes europaea (tarantolino) is the source of this 855-nucleotide messenger RNA. Its product is annotated as interleukin-18-like. The record is from RefSeq and is a predicted model, not a curated record. Lineage: Eukaryota; Metazoa; Chordata; Lepidosauria; Squamata; Sphaerodactylidae. Gene Ontology annotation, biological process: immune response; inflammatory response. The transcript has 7 exons. The coding region runs from base 1 to 855 and encodes 284 amino acids. Gene Ontology annotation, molecular function: cytokine activity.